This is a messenger RNA of Phacochoerus africanus (Common warthog), 219 nucleotides long. Its product is annotated as protein kish-A-like. NCBI's taxonomy places the organism in Eukaryota, Metazoa, Chordata, Mammalia, Artiodactyla, Suidae. The transcript has a single exon. The record is from RefSeq and is a predicted model, not a curated record. The coding region runs from base 1 to 219 and encodes 72 amino acids. Gene Ontology annotation, biological process: protein secretion; intracellular transport.
AUGUCUGCCAUUUUCAACUUUCACAGUCUGCUGACUGUAAUCUUGCUGCUUAUGUGUACCUGUGCUUAUAUCCGAUCCUUGGCACCCAGCCUCCUGAACAGAAAUAAAGCUGGAUUGUUGGGUAUAUUUUGGAAGUACACUAGAAUUGGUGAACAGAAGAGUCCUUCUAUUGCAUUAUCCUGUGCUGUGAUGGCCUUCAGCAUUCUCUUCAUACAGUAG